GAUUCCGACAUUUCCGACAUUCUCUGAAGGCAGCAUCAGCUCCAUCCAGGAGAGCAUCCAUAGAUACAGUUGUUCGGUGGAGAGGGCCGACACACUGCAACAGCCACCGGUCGUCGUAAGGGAGUUACCAGUCGUUUCCCUGCUACUCUGGAUCCUCGAAAUACCGUAAACAACAACAGUCAUCAUGGCGGAAGCCCACCAGGCGGUGGCCUUCCAGUUUACGGUCACUCGAGAGGGCAUUGAUCUGCAGCUGUCCCACCAGGCCUUCACUGAGAUCUACCUCUCUGGUGUGCGCUCCUGGAAGAAACGCAUCAUCGGACUAAAGAACAGCGUGGUCACGGGGGUUUAUCCUGCUAGUCCUUCCUCCUGGCUGUUUGUGGUCAUAGCAAUCCUGGCUACUAUGUACACACGCUCCGACCCCUCCAUGGGACUCAUAGCCAAGAUACAGGAGAACCUGCCAGUCAGCCAGUCUAUGAGUAACCAGUGCCAGACGUUGGUGUCAGCAGUACUCUUCAGCACCAUGCUAUGGCUCUUGCUCAUCUUCACCAUGCGCAUGUGCCUCAAGCAGCUGCUCUCGUACCACCGCUGGAUGUUCGAGAAGCACGGCAAGAUGUCUAACACCACCAAAGUCUGGGUGGCGCUGGUGCGGAUCUUCUCUGGCAGAAAGCCUCUGCUCUACAGCUACCAGGGUUCCUUGCCAAACCUGCCUGUGCCUGCCAUCAAGGACACAGUCCAGAGGCACUUAGAGUCAGUGCGUCCUCUGAUGGAUGAUACAGAGUAUGAACGUAUGACCAUGCUGGCGGCAGAGUUUGAGAGCAGCCUCGGAAAUCGCCUGCAGUGGUACCUCAAACUCAAAGCCCUCUGGGCCACCAACUACGUUAGUGACUGGUGGGAGGAAUAUGUCUAUCUGCGUGGACGGAGCCCAAUAAUGGUCAACAGUAACUUCUAUGGCAUGGACUUCAUGUAUGUGACGCCCACACCCAUCCAGGCGGCCAGGGCAGGCAACAGCCUUCACGCGCACUUCCUAUACCGCCGAAAACUCAACAAAGAGGAGCUUAAGCCUACCCGCAUACCAGGCACUGUCAUUCCUCUGUGUUCAGCUCAGUGUGAGAGGCUAUUCAACACCACACGCAUUCCUGGAGAGGAGACCGACACUCUGCAACAUUGGCAGGACAGUGACUACAUAGCGGUAUACCACAGGGGUCGCUACUUUCGUCUCAGGAUGUACCAGGCAGGCAGACUCCUGUCGCCCAGGGAGAUUGAAUCCCAAAUUCAGAGCAUCCUCGAUGACCCUUCACCUCCUUCUAAAGGAGAGGCCAAACUGGGGGCCCUGACCGCUGGAGACAGAAUUCCAUGGGCUGAAGCCAGGAAGAAGUACUUCAGCAGUGGGGUCAAUAAACAGUCUCUGGACUGCAUUGAGAAAGCCGCUUUCUUUGUGUCCCUGGAUGACGACGAACAGGGCGUGAUGGCAGAUGACCCGGCUAGUUUAGAUUCAUACGCCAAAUCCUUGUUGCAUGGGAAAUGUUAUGACAGGUGGUUUGACAAGUCCUUCACAGUUAUUUACUACAAGAAUGGAAAAAUGGGGGUGAAUGUCGAGCACUCGUGGGCUGAUGCACCAGUGUUAUCACACCUAUGGCAGCAAACCUUGUCCACUGACUGUUUCCAGCUCGGUUACAAUGCGGAGGGUCACUGCAAAGGAGAAGUGGAUUCUUCUCUCCCACCACCACAGAAGCUGAACUGGGAAAUCCCUCCAGAGUGUGAGGAGCAGAUCUCCCAGUCUCUGGCAGUGGCCCAGGCCCUGGCUGACGAUGUGGACUUGCACGUUUUUUCCUUCCAAGACUUCGGCAAAGGAAAGGUCAAGAAGUGUCGAGUCAGUCCAGAUGCUUUCAUCCAGAUAGCUCUUCAGUUGGCCUACUACAGGGACCACGGGAGAUUCUGUUUGACGUACGAAGCCUCCAUGACCCGUCUGUUCAAGGAGGGCAGGACCGAGACGGUUCGCUCCUGCACAAACGAGAGCAGUGCCUUUGUCCGAGCUCUUGAGGGAGGAGAGGUUGCACAUGUGUGCAGGCGUUUGUUCCACGAUGCGUCAGAAAAGCACCAGCAUCUAUACCGCAUGGCUAUGACUGGAGCUGGCGUCGACAGACAUCUCUUUUGCCUCUACGUGAUGUCCAAAUACCUCGGAGUGGAGUCUCCUUUCUUGAAAGAGGUGCUGUCUGAGCCCUGGCGACUGUCCACCAGUCAGUCUCCAAUGCACGUGGAGAUGUUUGACAUCGUCAACCACCCAGAGUACGUCUCCUGUGGAGGGGGCUUUGGACCGGUGGCUGAUGACGGUUAUGGGGUGUCCUACUCCUUCAUGGGGGAGAACAUUUUAAACCUCCACAUCACGUGCAAGCACUCAUGUCCUGACACCAAUGCCCGUAAGUUCGGCGCUCAGAUCAAAAAAGCCCUGCACGACCUGCUACACCUGCUGAGCCCCAACCAAACAGAGUUUAACAGGAUGGAGGAGAAGCGGCCAGAGGUCAAGAAAAACCUGUAGGUGGAUACUCAGGGGAAAGGAAUGCUGAAGGAAAGGUGUGCAAGCAUAACAUUGUGAAGGGAGCAAAGACAGGGUUUGUUUUUCCUCGUGCAUUGGGGGGGGGGAAUUGUAUAGACAGCCAGAUGAUAUUAAAGGGACACUUCCACUGGGAAACUAAUAAAAUGGAAGUGAUGUUUUUACUGAUAUGUGUGUAUAUGUGUGUAUAUUAGGUGGUUUGUGAGAAGCAAAAGGGUCCAUAGAAUAACCAGUGAAGAAGUGUGAGUCAAGUACAGUACGGUUUACUUUUAACAGUCAAACCGUUGGAAAACGUUAUUAAUGUGACAUGUUUGGAUUAUUAGAAAAAAAGGCCAUUAUGAAAAGUUAGGGUAGAAAUUCCUUAACACUUCACCUUAUUGCAGGGAGUAAUUGAAUAUCAAUUGAAGUGCAGUAUGUUUCGUGCCAUACUUCUUGUGCCACAAGUUUCUCUGUCGUUCAUUUGUUUGUGAGAUGCAUCUCGAGUCUCGGCGCAUUGGCACAGAGAGAAAACAUGCAGGACUGUUGAGGUGAUUUCAGUUUUUUGCCAUAUGAAUGCAACAUCGCUGUAACAGUGACCCCCCCCCACACGUUUUGAAAUCUUGGAAGUCCGUGACUUCUCAGUGUUUACUCGUUAUGUAUAAAUCUGCUUUCUA
Cottoperca gobio is the source of this 3204-nucleotide messenger RNA. Its product is annotated as carnitine O-palmitoyltransferase 1, liver isoform. Gene Ontology annotation, cellular component: mitochondrion. Gene Ontology annotation, biological process: fatty acid metabolic process; carnitine metabolic process. The record is from RefSeq and is a predicted model, not a curated record. NCBI's taxonomy places the organism in Eukaryota, Metazoa, Chordata, Actinopteri, Perciformes, Bovichtidae. Gene Ontology annotation, molecular function: carnitine O-palmitoyltransferase activity. The transcript is spliced from 19 exons. The coding region runs from base 185 to 2536 and encodes 783 amino acids.